UUGUCGCGAGUCGAUCGUAGGAUUUGGCGUGCGGCAGUGUUCAUUUCCAUCCGAGCAGUCGUUGGAGUUGGUUGGCUAACCGCGGUGGUCUGGUGUGAUUGGCCCAAGUAUCAGCAGUCAGCAGAAGAAGAGAGGUGUGCGUCUGACAGCGGCGGAGAAAAGAAGUGAUGCGGUGUUAGCUGUGCGGAAAAUCAGAUGCCUGUGAAGAGUUAGUUAACAACCGGUGUGUGAUCGCAACAUCAAGAAGUAGUGUGUAGUGGGUCUGGCAUUGAAUGUCCCAGAAAUAUUGGCUCGCUGGUCUGGUUCCACUGCUCGCGAAACACGACGGUAACCAGAUGCUCGGCUCGAAAAGUUUGACAUUGUUGUGCACGAUUAUGAUUCCGUGACUGAUUGGUUGGUUGGAAUUUUUAGUGAGUCACCAAGCGCGCACAGUGCUUGAGACUAGAAUAUCCCCAAACCGAAUGAAUCGCGUGUGUGGUGAUGCUGUGUGGAAUUGACAUACGGAUGUGGUUUUUCUGGAAUUUGGAAGCGUGUGCUAAGUACUUCUGCUGGAUUGUGUCGAAGGGAUCGAUUUCAACGGUUUCCUUUUGGUGUGUUCUGUGAUUGUGCGUGAUGUGUUGUCAAUCAAGCUCUGAUUAAUUAACAAUUAACCAACCAAAACACGAUCGAAAAGGUGAAACUCUCAGCCCUACAAACGGUCCUCAUCGACUCUGGACGUUGGUGACUACUGCUGUGUGAAAAUUGAUUACAUUGCUCAAAGCAUCUAUUCAUCGCAAUCGACGAAUCCUUACUUGGAACCAUUGGCAUUUUGAAAGAUCAACGCAGUAGUUUACAUUAAGAUUAGCAGCUCUAGCCUUAAUAAUACUUCUCGAAUUGAACGAUACUCCUUCAGAAAGCAAUAACACGACACGCAAGAUUAACGAUUAAACUUAUUUAUCCAAUUAUUUAUAUUACAUUUAAACUGAGAUCGGCGUAAUUCCAUCCACUUAGUUUAGUUCUAAUAUUCAGUAGCAAUUUUUGAGCAAAUCUCUGGUGUAGAAAUCUACACGUAAAAUACUUGCAAUAAUACAUAAAUUAACUGAUUCAUUGCCCCCAAGUACACCGACAGUCAGAUUCUUUCCCCCUCCCAAUCGCAAACCAAAAAUAGGCUUAGAAAAAGUUGCAUUUUUAUCGCUACGAAACGAAGGGUUCAGUGCAGUUUUUAGAAUCUUCAACAGAUUUUUGAUAUCAAUUCAUUCAUUUCACCAAAUAUUAGUUUGAUAGAUUUUCAUAUUAUCACGUUUGCUUAAGGUUAGAAAGUGCAGUAAAAGCACAGAAAAAAGGUACUCAUUUAAGUAAGUUCUACAAACGUCAACGUUACUAGCGUUUAUUGGUUAGAAAACAGAGAGGAGAGCAGCAACGCACACGCACAUCGAUCCCCCCUUACUAACACUCAAAAUGCUUCCAACGAGUCAACAUCAGCAGCAACAGCCGCACCAAUCCUCGGACGUGGUCGCUCAGCAGCAGCUGCAGCAGGACGCGCAAACGCAACACCUGUUGAAUGUGGCGGCCUCGUCCUACACCACGGCGGUAUCGUCGAGCGGUGGUUACACCAUGAGCUAUCCGGUGGUGACCGGGCACCAUCUAACCGAGAACAACAAUCUGAUCAUGCACCCAUCGUACGGCAAACCGGCAGCACAUGUCGCGCAUCAGCUGCCGCCAGCAUCGCUCAUCACGCUACAGCCGGUGCCGCUCGAGGCGCAUCACCAUUCGGCGCUGCAUCACGUCUCCAAUCUGGGUCCACCGCCACCCGGCACUCCCGGCUCCUUGCAGCAGCAGCAGCAACCACACCAUCAACAGCAGCAACAGCAAGGACUAUCACCGUCCCACGGUUCGACGAUCGUAACGUCACUGGCUCCUCCUCCACCCGGUUCGGGCCCGCUCGGUGGGCUAAUCAUUGGCGGAGGGCAACACUUGCACCAUGCAUCAUCAUUACAGCAGCAGCAACAACAAGCUCAUCAACAACAGCAGCAACAACAGCAGCAGCAGCAACAGCAACAACAGCAGCAGCAGCAAAUGGAGCAACAGAUGGGAGUUGUAGCCUCUUCAAGUGCAUCACAAAUGCAGCAAGGUCCACCGUCUUCCAUGUCGCACGCUUCCUCCAUGAACGAUCCCAACGGAAACGGUAUGUGUGUGGUAUUGUUGUUGGCGAUUCUCAACAGUCAGCAAACAUGUUCGACAAGGGUUGACGAACACGAUGACCGCACACUCCUUCCCCUCCGUAUCUCGAGUAGCAUGUACACCUACACUGUGCAUGGUGAACAGAGCACUCUCAAGCGCAACACGCGAGUCCUUAGAGAGAGAGAGAAAGGCCGCGUUGUUUAAACCAAAGCUUGCCCCAGUGUGCUCCGUUGUGCAUGCGUAUGUGCGGGUGAAAUGUGAAAGAGGAUACAGAGUGGUGUGUCGUCAUUGUUGUGUCCGAUCCCGACAAGUAAACAAAUAUGAAAUCUCUCCAGAAGUUUGCCACUCGACAUCGAAAUGCUUCCCCCCAGAACAACAUACACUUUGGAAGAUCACGUUGGAUGUCGCUGCGGAAGCUUAGGAAGAGAGACGAUGUGGUGUUGUAGUUGCUAGUGUGUGGUGGUGGUGCGGUUAUUUCCUUGGGAGCACAAGUUUCUUUUCAGAGUUGUCUCUUAGAUGUGUUCUCACAUUACUUCCGCUGCUGGAUCGAUCGAUGAUGGGUGGUUCUGCCUUAUGCCUGAAUUCACGAAACGCUGUAGAUCUAGGAAGUGUAUCCUCUCUUCAUUCGACGAUG
Anopheles gambiae (African malaria mosquito) is the source of this 2794-nucleotide messenger RNA. RefSeq names its product GATA zinc finger domain-containing protein 10. Lineage: Eukaryota; Metazoa; Arthropoda; Insecta; Diptera; Culicidae. The transcript is spliced from 3 exons. The coding region runs from base 1438 to 2364 and encodes 308 amino acids. The record is from RefSeq and is a predicted model, not a curated record.